Argentina anserina (silverweed cinquefoil) is the source of this 1724-nucleotide messenger RNA. Its product is annotated as ubiquitin C-terminal hydrolase 13-like. Bases 298 to 648 code for a protein of 116 amino acids. Gene Ontology annotation, molecular function: protein binding. Lineage: Eukaryota; Viridiplantae; Streptophyta; Magnoliopsida; Rosales; Rosaceae. The record is from RefSeq and is a predicted model, not a curated record. The transcript is spliced from 3 exons.
UCUUAGUUACCUUUUGUCAUCGAAUUUGUCUCAAAUCUUUGUAUGCAAUAAUCAGUCUUCAUAUUUUGAUUGAGGCUUGCCUAUGGUGAAAACCCUGAUCCCUAAAUGGUUAUGCAUCUAUCAAAGUUGUAAUCUUUUUGUUUGGUGAAAACCCUGAUCGCUAAACAAAUCUUCACACAAGGUUAUGCAUUCUUCAAAGUUCAAAUCUUUUACUUUUGUGUCCGGAAAAGAUCAAAUCGUGUUUCUGUUGCAUGAUACGUAUGGUUUGUGUAUGUGGUUUCUCUUGUCCAUUGACUAAUGAUGGAUUUUUGGGCUGUUGGUAGAUGGAACACUCUGUCCCCGGAGGACAUCAUAACGGUGACCUUCGUGUGGAGAAUUUACAACUUCUCCAGCUGCAGUGGAAAGAAGUAUUCACAGGCUUUCUAUACUGAUGAUUAUAGAUGGCGAAUUCUGUUAUAUCUUAAGGGACACUAUGUGCAGCACAUGUCAGCCUACUUAGAAGCGAUUGGCAGUUCAAACCUGGCAACCGGGUGGUCUAGACUUGCUCGAUUUAAGCUGACUGUGGUCAAUCAAUUAGACAACAGAAGAUCGAUAGCAAAAGGAUUGGAAUUGUUAUCAGUGAGGUCGCCAGGUCGGGUGUGGAAUUGAUUUUCAUACGUCAUUCGCAGAGCAAAAUCGAAUACUCCUAUUUCUAUUCCUUUGGGUGAUUCAUUUACUGUGGCCUUUUUCCUUAUACUCUUUUUGGUUUCUAUUGUUUCGAUGAUGCUGUUUUUUUUUUGGAUCAUUUAGUUGGAAGAGUGACUUUGUUUGGAUAAUCUGAUUGUUUUUUCUUUGCUUUUGUGUUAUAUCUGUUUAGAAUUGGAGUUGGAUGACUUUGUUUGAGGUUGGGAGUUUUAGAUUAAUUUGUCAUAAGCUUGGAAUCUAUCUAAAUCGUUGCAUAUAUACAUUUAUCAACCAAGGUUUUCCUAUUAGCCUCAUCAAUAAAGGCAUACAAGGUGUUUCCUAAAACUAAAUUUCUAAGACAAAUUAAUCUGAAGAUGUUGGAAGCUUUCCCAUAACAAUAAACAGAUCUGCAUCUUACAAACAGUGAGUCAAGUCCGAAGAUGAAAAUUGAAUAAAUAAAUAAUCUUCAAAUGCAGCAAAGUAGAAAAGUUAAAUUUAGCACAGAAACUAUAUUCAUCUUUUUUUUUCUUUUUUUCUGGGUGCUUAGCAGAAAGAAGGGUUAUAUAUUCUAUAAUUUAAUCACUGCAUCACAUAGAUAUAAGUUCAAUGUGUCUAUUAUUUGAUCUUCAGCCUUAAGAGUUUAAUGAAUAACCUAAAUUUAUUGACAGACACAAAAUUCCCCUACCCUGAAGGUAUUAAUAUGGCUCCAUCUUCAUGAUUUUCAUAACCGUUUUCUGUCUGUACUAUAUCAAAAGACUGAAAGGAACUCAAACAGAAACACGGACCUGAAAUGUUGGCACUAAUUAUUAACCUUAAUUAAAAGAAGAGGAAUAAGAAAGUGGUUCAUAAACAAUCAAUAAGAUCAGCCUCUGCUACAUUGCAUCAUACCAAAAUAGACUAUGAAAUAUGUAAAAUAUUGAUUAUGUAGUUAAUGUUUGGUAGUUUUGUUAUUCGCUAUAGUUUGAUGCAAAGAUUAAAGCUCAUCUGUAGUUUCUUAAUUCCCCAAAAGGAAUCAUUUUUCCCCUCUGAUUCGUAAGGCGUAAAAAAGUAUGGCUAAAUUU